AUGAUUGCACUUCAGCCGAUCCAGGAACUCUACCAGUAUGAUGAGGACGUGUUCAAAGAAAUUAUCCAGCUGGUGGUGGCGGGUUGGAGAUCUGCGGAGGAGAACGGGGUUGAACUGCCAGGGCAAGGUCUGGUGUUUCCAUGCAUCUUGGGAAACAAAGGCGAUUGGAGCUACCUAGUAACAUCAGCAAAUCUGUGCAGAUCGUACCGCCGCGCUCCAAAAGGUGCUCGUGAAGCCAAGACUCACAAAGACAAUCCCCCAGGAAUUUGCCAUUUGUGCAUGUGUGGAACCAGAGAAGGUUCUUGGGAAGAUUUGAAUGUUGCAGAGAGGCUCAUCAAAGAAGCGAGAUGCUCUGCGAUCCCAAGUCCAUGGGAUGAGGAGCCUGCGUGGGCACAGUUGUGGCAUGAAGAGUCGCCUGGCGGCCUUGAGCGGUUUCAUCGAAUUGACAUUUGGCACGCCUUCCACCUUGGCGUUGGCAAGAGUUGGGUGGCUUCAUGUGUCGGACUGGCACAACACCUUGUGCGAGAGAGCUCCGUAGACAAACGCCUGUCUGUGCUCAAUGAACACUGGGAUACCUAUUGUACUGCUUUUGGGAAAACAAAAUAUUUGCGACGGCUGGAUCCAUGGACCUUCGGCCUCAAGGGAAAGGAGCCCAGCGCUGGCUGGAACAAAGCGCAUGUGACCGCGACUUUGAUGCAGUGGUUGCAGCACUUCUUGGAGGAGCACCGACAAACUUGUGAGAGAGACCCAACUCUUCGUUUCGUAGCUCCUUGA
This is a messenger RNA of Durusdinium trenchii, 774 nucleotides long. NCBI's taxonomy places the organism in Eukaryota, Dinophyceae, Suessiales, Symbiodiniaceae. The record is from the annotation of a GenBank genome assembly.